This is a messenger RNA of Didymodactylos carnosus, 3438 nucleotides long. Lineage: Eukaryota; Metazoa; Rotifera; Eurotatoria; Philodinida; Philodinidae. The record is from the annotation of a GenBank genome assembly.
AUGACAAGUUUAAGUAUAAAACGUCCAUCUACAAUGGAUAAUAUUAACCUUGAUUGUCCACAAAUUACACUACAUAAAACUAAAUCAAUUUUUUGUUGUCAAUUGUUUGAGCAAUCAUCACCAUUUUCGUGUUUAUAUGCAAGAUUUCAUGAUUUAUUAUUAGAACAUGAAUAUCAUUAUUUAUAUUUGAGAGGAACUCAACGUCACACCUAUCUACUCUAUAUUAUAUAUUUAAUUCUACAUAAUUUUCUAUGGUUAUUUUACUCUGUAAUUUUGGAACAUCAUUCAUACAAUUACACAUGGCUCUAUGUAUUAGGAUUAUUUUUUGGUAAUAUAUUAUCGUGUAUCAUUGCAUAUUUAAUUUAUAUUAAACAUUAUAAAAGUAUAACAUUUUCUCGUAUUCAUAUUACCCUACUUAGUCUAUGUUCACUAUCAUUUUUUCUGAUAUUAACAUUUUCUGUUAUAUUUAAUUAUUCUCAUUCUACAUUUACUCAUAUUACUAGAUUUGUAUAUCCUUAUACAAUAUUUAUUCUUAUCUAUACAUUAUCAUGUAUUCCACUUUAUUUGUGUCUACCUAUUAAUUUGACAAUUACUCUACUCUGUGAACUAUUCAAUUAUCAUUAUUAUCAAACAUUAUCUGAAUUAGUGUCAAGAUUAUUAUUGCAUACAUGUGGACAUAUAAUUGGAAUUUAUUUGAAUAUUAUAUUAGAAGCACAUAAUAGAAAUUCGUUUUUUAAAUUACGUCAAAAUCGAGAUAUUCGUUCAUAUUUAUUGAAUGAACAUCAAUUAAUUUCAAAAAUGAUUGAUUCUCUAAUGCCACCAAAAUAUGCGAGAGAAAUUCAAACUGAUUUUGAUUAUUUUCGAGGACGAAUUCAAAAUAUAUCCUCUACACCAUCAUCAUCUCCACUUCCACAAGGUCAACAAAAAGAUGAAGAAAAACAUGCUUUACCUUUAAUGACUCAAACAGAGACAAACACACAAAACGAUGGAUCAUCAUCAUCCAUCUUUCGUCCAUUACAUAUCGAACGUAUGGAAAAUGUGUCUAUUUUAUUUGCUGAUAUUGUCGGUUUUACAAAAAUGUCAUCAAAUAAGACUGCGGAUCAAUUAGUAAAAUUAUUAUCCGAUUUAUAUGGAAGAUUUGAUGAUUUAUGUGUAAGAAUGAAAUGUGAAAAAAUAGCAACAUUAGGUGAUUGUUAUUAUUGUGUAUGUGGGUGUCCUGAGCCACGUUCCGAUCAUGCACAAUGUUGUGUUGAAAUGGGAUUGUCAAUGAUAAAUGCUAUUGAAGAAUUUGAUCAAGAUAAUAAUGAAAAUGUUGAUAUGCGUGUGGGAGUACAUUCGGGAUCCGUAAAUUGUGGAAUUAUUGGAACAAUUAAAUUUAAAUUCGAUAUAUUUUCAAAUGAUGUUACAUUGGCAAAUAAAAUGGAAUCAAGUGGAAAGCCAGGCUAUGUACACAUAACAGAGGCAACAUGUAAAUUAUUGUUUAAUACAUAUGAUGUUGAACAAGGAGAAUCAUUUCAUUUUUCUACAGAUAUUACGGUGCCAACAUAUUUUAUCAAAAAACGACAAUUACUACAUCGAAUAACUCGCAAACCACCACCGAUAACUGAAGCAACAGCUGCAGCAGUGGCGGUUGCAUCUGGUGUAUCACUUAAUGUUCCACUAAAUGAUGUUGUUUCAGAAGCUGUUGCUAUUUCAAAUCAAGAACAAAUUGAUAAUGAGCAAAUAAGUCUAACAAAGCCAUUAUUAUCAGAAUUGACUCGUGUUCAUGUAACUCCGUCAAUUGAACUUGAAUCGGUAUCUUCACCUCUCAACCUUCCAUUGGAAUCUAAUACGUCUGUAUCCGAUUCAACAAUGUUCACCUUACGUCCUCCUCGUGGUACUACUAUAUCAACAAUCGGUGGUGAAUCAACAAUGUCAACACCAUCACACCAUUUCGAUGAAACUCAUGAACGUGAAUUACUUCAAUCACUUAAAAUUCCAAUGUCAUGUAUAACACUCUCUUUUACCGAUAGUAAACUUGAAUCUGAUUACCAACAUUCGAUCAUCUAUCAUCAUUCAUUAACGGCACCUGUUAAUGAUCAACAUCAUAAGCCACCACUUGCAUUUUCAAAUCCUCUUUUGAACUUUUUUCUUGAUUCAUUAAUAUCAUUUAUCAUUCUUCUACUAACAUUUCUCUAUUCGAUAAUAUUAAUUCUAUUCGAUAAUAUCAUUCAUAAAAUGUCUAAAUUGUGGUUAAUUUUAUCUCUCAUAUUUUUAUUUAUUGAACUCGUCGGUAUUUUUGGAAUUGGUUAUUUAUGCAUUGUUAAAUAUCAAUUUACUCGAUUAAAAGAAAAAGAGAAAGAAACAUUUAUCUAUUGUUCAUUUCUCAUUCGACAUUCUAUUGCCACAAUCUAUUUACUUUUUCCAUUCGUUUUAACAUUUCUCUUUCCUGAAUCGUGUCAAUGGACAACAUAUUUAUUUGUAACUCUAGUAACAAUCCAUUUUGGACUAUAUUCAAUGACUAAUCAUUUAUAUAAACUCACUCUAUCAUUAGCAACUAUUAUCGCAUAUACAAUUAUGUGUUAUAGUCACACAUCUACCGAUGGUCAUAAUCAACACUUUAAUUCCACUAGUAUUACAAGUGAACCCCGUGAAUCUACCAUCAAUUAUGAAUUAUAUAUUCAUCUUCUAUUGGCUUUUAUACUGGUAAAUAUGAUUAGUCGUCAUUUGGAAUUUAAACAUCGUCAGUUAUAUUAUAUUGAAUACAAAUCAAGUGAACAACAACUUGAAAUUGUUAAAGAACGUGAGAGAGCUGAUUGGUUAUUAAGAAAUAUUUUACCAGAACAUGUUAUUGAACCAUUAAGAGUCGAUAAGGGAACAUAUUCGAAAAAUCAUGAAUGUGUCGGAGUAAUGUUUGCCUCAUUAAUUAAUUUUCAUGUUAUGUAUGAAGAACAAUAUGAAGGUGGCAAAUUUUAUUCACGUGUAUUAAAUGAAUUCUACGGUGAUAUUGAAGAAUUGUUAUUAAAUAAAAAGUUUGAAAAAAUUGAAAAAAUUAAAACAAUUGGUGCGACAUACAUGGCUGCUAGUGGUCUUCAAGAUGAAUCUGUGAACAGUUUAGAACCGGUGUAUAAUUUAUUAGAAUUUGCUCUUCAAUUUCAACAAACAAUGAAAACAUUCAACGAAGCUCUUCUUAAUUUUGAAUUUAAAUUGAGAAUUGGCUUCAAUUAUGGUCCGGUAACUGCUGGGGUUAUUGGAACAACCAAGUUAUUUUAUGACAUUUGGGGUGAUACGGUAAAUGUCGCAUCGAGAAUGGAUUCAACAGGACAGCCAGAUUUUAUUCAAGUACCCGAACAUGUUGCAUUAACAUUAACUGAUCGAUAUACGUUUCAAUUCAGAGGAGAAGUUGAUGUGAAGGGAAAAAAUAAAAUGAAUACAUAUUUAGUUACAGGACGAAAAUAG